Messenger RNA from Talaromyces rugulosus, 1242 nucleotides. RefSeq lists its product as uncharacterized. The record is from RefSeq and is a predicted model, not a curated record. Lineage: Eukaryota; Fungi; Ascomycota; Eurotiomycetes; Eurotiales; Trichocomaceae. The transcript has 2 exons. Bases 1 to 1242 code for a protein of 413 amino acids.
AUGCGCUAUCCGUUAUCUUUGAGUACGUUAUCGACAGUUGCUACCUUGGUAGUGAACUUGUCUCAGCUAAUUGAUCCUGCCAAGGCAGCAGCAACAGCAUCAUGUUCAGCGCUGCCAUCUAGUCCAUCACUGCAUACCAUUGCCAACGUCCUCCCGGAUCCGUUCGCAUGGUAUCCUGCACCCACACCCAGUGGCCGAGUUUCUACUCUCUCCGACUGGCAAUGUCAUCAAUCUCAGUUGUCGACAGUAAUACAACAGCUAGAAUUAGGCACGAAGCCCCCAUCACCAUCCACUGUCUCCUCGUCAUACAAUGUGUCAGGGAGCAGCGGUACACUCGAAAUCACCGCCUCCAAUAACGAGGGAAACAUUUCUUUCAGUGUUGGGAUCCAGUAUCCUAGUUCUGGUAGUGGGCCCUUUCCUGCCAUCAUCGCGUACGGAGGACCUAGUAUCCCUAUCCCUAGCGGGAUAGCUACUAUCACCUUGGACAACGGUGCAAUAGCUGCUCAAGACGACGCAUCUAGUCGUGGUAAAGGGCUGUUCUAUACCCUCUACGGCUCUGAUAGUGACGCCGGAGCAAUGAUUGCAUGGGCGUGGGCAGUUAGUGUUAUUAUUGACAGGCUUGAGGCCACUCCUGACAGCAACAUUGAUACUACAAAGCUCGGCGUGACAGGAUGUUCCCGGAACGGCAAAGGGGCACUGGUUGCAGGCGCAUAUGAUUCAAGGAUAGCAUUGACGAUCCCCCAAGAGUCAGGUUCCGGAGGUAGUGCAUGCUGGCGUCUGUCCGAUGCAGAGGAAGGAGCACCACAAGACGUUCAGACAGCCAGCGAAAUUGUACAAGAAAACGUAUGGUUCUCAACCUCGUUUAACACCUUUGCCAAUAAUGACACUAAUCUAUUACCAUUCGACCAUCACCAAUUGGCCGGCCUUAUUGCCCCGCGCGCAUUGUUCUUCAUAGACAACUCUGGCUACGAGUGGCUCGGUCCGUGGAGUUCAUGGGGUUGCAACCUUGCUAGUCAUACCAUUUGGCAGGCACUUGACGUUCCAGAUAAUAUGGGAUUUUCGAUGAGCUCGAACCACCCUCACUGCUCAUUCCCCUCGGAGCAAGAAGCUGAUUUGGAUGCAUACAUUGGAAAGUUUUUGUUGGGACAAUCCACCAACACAAGUAUCAUGAGUAAUUAUGGCGGGGUGGACUUCCCCGAGGCUCAGUGGGUGAAUUGGACAGUUCCUGAUCUGAGUUCUUAA